This is a messenger RNA of Cuscuta campestris, 2186 nucleotides long. The record is from the annotation of a GenBank genome assembly. NCBI's taxonomy places the organism in Eukaryota, Viridiplantae, Streptophyta, Magnoliopsida, Solanales, Convolvulaceae.
GGAAGAAUGGGCCAUUCCACUUUCGCUCCACCGCCUAUAUCUAGCAGCUUUUGUGUUCCUCCUCCGCCAAUUCAUAUAAAAAAAAUAAAAUCAAAUUAAAACCAUAAACACAACCAAUAUGGGCACCGGAGAGAAUCUCGAAUGGGAGCAGCGCCGCCGCGUGGAGGUGGAGACCCCGCCGGCGAAACCCUUCUACGAAGUCGUGAAAUCCACCGUCAAAGAGACGCUGUUCCCCGACGACCCGUUCCGGAGGCUGAAGAGACAGCCGCUCCGCAGAAAGCUGGUCAUGGGGUUGCAGUAUUUCGUGCCCAUACUGGAGUGGGCCCCGCGCUACAGUCUCCGGUCGUUCCGGUCGGACUUCGUCGCCGGAAUCACCAUUGCCAGCCUCGCCGUCCCCCAGGGGAUCAGCUACGCCGGCUUGGCCAAUCUCCCUCCCGUCAUCGGAUUAUACUCGAGUUUUGUGCCACCGCUUGUGUAUGCGGUGUUAGGAAGUUCUCGGGACAUGGCGAUAGGGACGGUGGCGGUGCCGUCGCUGCUAUUGGCGGCGAUGUUGGGGAAGGAAGUCAACCCCAAGCUCAACCCCAAUCUCUACCUUCACUUGGUUCUCACCGCCACCUUCUUUGCCGGCCUCUUCCAAGCUUCUUUAGGCAUCUUCAGGUUGGGAAUGAUAGUGGAUUAUUUGUCACACGCAACAAUAUUGGGGUUCAUGGGGGGAGCAGCCACUGUGGUUUGCCUGCAGCAGCUCAAGGGCAUUCUUGGCCUCGUCCAUUUCACCCAUGCCACCGACUUCUUCUCUGUCCUCCGCUCCAUUCUCACCCAAUUCCAUCAGUGGAGAUGGGAAAGUGGAGUCCUUGGAUGCUGUUUUCUCUUCUUCCUAUUGCUCACCAAGUACUUUAGCAAAAAGAAAGCAGCAUUCUUCUGGAUAAAUGCGAUGGCGCCGUUAACGUCCGUCAUCUUGGGCAGCGUCUUGGUCUAUUUCACCCACGCCGAAAAACAUGGAGUCCAAGUGAUAGGGGAGUUGAAGAAAGGGAUAAAUCCGGCAUCUGCAUCGGAGCUGGCGUUUGGUUCGCCGUACAUCGGCACCGCCAUUAAGGCUGGGGUCAUCACCGGUGUCAUUGCCCUAGCUGAAGGAAUAGCAGUGGGGAGAAGUUUUGCCAUGUUCAAAAACUAUCACAUUGAUGGGAACAAAGAGAUGAUAGCCUUUGGGAUAAUGAACAUUGCUGGCUCUUGCACUUCUUGCUACUUGACCACUGCACCGUUUUCCAGGACAGCAGUGAACUUCAACGCAGGAUGCAAGACAGCAGUGUCGAACAUAGUAAUGGCGGUGACAGUGAUGAUGACGCUCCUAUUCCUCACCCCACUCUUCUACUACACCCCUCUCGUCGUCCUUUCCUCCAUAAUAAUUUCAGCCAUGCUGGGUGUCAUUGACUACCAAGCCGCCAUCCAUCUAUGGAAGCUCGACAAAUUUGACUUCCUCGUCUGCAUCAGCGCUUACAUCGGUGUCGUCUUCGGUAGCAUUGAAAUCGGCCUCGUUGUCGCGGUGGCAUUGUCCAUGCUAAGAGUGCUUCUGUUUGUAGCAAGGCCUAAGACUAUGAUCUUAGGUAACGUCCUUAAUUCGGGCACGUAUAGGAGUGUGGAUCAGUACCCGAAGGCAGCAACCGUGCCUGGAAUCCUCAUCAUUCACAUUGGUGCUCCCAUUUACUUUGCCAAUGCUGGUUACUUGAGGGAAAGGAUCUUCAGAUGGAUAGAUGAAGAGGAAGAGAAGAUUGACAAUAUGAGUGGAACUGAGCUACAAUAUGUCGUUUUGGAUUUGAGCGCCGUUGGAAACGUUGAUACGAGUGGGAUUUCUAUGCUUGAUGAAGUAAAGAAGGAAUUAGAUUUGAGAAAUCUCAAGCUUGUAUUGGCAAACCCAGGAGGGGAGAUGAUGAAGAAGCUUGAAAAGUCAAUGUUAAUGGAGUCAAUAGGGAAAGAGUGGAUAUAUUUGACAGUGGCAGAAGCAGUAAAUACAUGCAAUUACAUUCUCCACACUUGCAAGCCUCCCAAGGCCGCCGCCACCGUCGCCACCACCACCACUGCAACGACUGAGAUUGCAGCAGCGGCAUAUGACAAUGUGUAGUGAUAUAAUAAUUGUAUAUAUACAUAUAACAAUUGGUGGGACCCAUUUUCGCAACGGGUUGUCUUACAGG